AUGCAAAGUACCAGUGCCGUGGUUCCUGUAAGUCAUGCAAAGUACCAGUGUCGUAGUUCCAGUAAGAGUCAUGGAAAGAACCAGUGCCGUAGUUCCAGUAAGGGUCAUGCAAAGUACCAGUGCCGUAGUUCCAGUAAGGGUCAUGCAAAGUACCAGUGCCGUAGUUCCAGUAAGGGUCAUGCAAAGUACCAGUGCCGUAGUUCCAGUAAGAGUCAUGCAAAGUACCAGUGCCGUAGUUCCAGUAAGGGUCAUGGAAAGAACCAGUGCCGUAGUUCCAGUAAGGGUCAUGCAAAGUACCAGUGCCGUAGUUCCAGUAAGGGUCAUGCAAAGUACCAGUGCCGUAGUUCCAGUAAGGGUAAUGCAAAGUACCAGUGCCGUAGUUCCAGUAAGGGUCAUGCACAGUACCAGUUCCGUAGUUCCAGUAAGGGUCAUGGAAAGAACCAGUGCCGUAGUUCCAGUAAGGGUCAUGCAAAGUACCAGUGCCGUAGUUCCAGUAAGGGUCAUGCAAAGUACCAGUGCCGUAGUUCCAGUAAGGGUCAUGCAAAGUACCAGUGCCGUAGUUCCAGUAAGAGUCAUGCAAAGUACCAGUGCCGUAGUUCCAGUAAGGGUCAUGCAAAGUACCAGUGCCGUAGUUCCAGUAAGGGUCAUGCAAAGAACCAGUGCCGUAGUUCCAGUAAGAGUCAUGCAAAGUACCAGUGCCGUAGGUCCAGUAAGAGUCAUGCAAAGUACCAGUGUCGUAGUUCCAGUAAGAGUCAUGGAAAGAACCAGUGCCGUAGUUCCAGUAAGGGUCAUGCAAAGUACCAGUGCCGUAGUUCCAGUAAGGUCAUGCAAAGUACCAGUGCCGUAGUUCCAGUAAGUCAUGCAAAGUACCAGUGCCGUAGUUCCAGUAAGGGUCAUGCAAAGUACCAGUGCCGUAGUUCCAGUAAGAGUCAUGCAAAGUACCAGUGCCGUAGUUCCAGUAAGAGUCAUGCAAAGUACCAGUGCCGUUGUUCCAGUAAGGGUCAUGCAAAGUACCAGUGCCGUAGUUCCAGUAAGGGUCAUGCAAAGUACCAGUGCCGUAGUUCCAGUAAGGGUCAUGCAAAGUACCAGUGCCGUAGUUCCAGCAAGAGUCAUGCAAAGUACCAGUGCCGUAGUUCCAGUAAGAGUCAUGCAAAGUACCAGUGCCGUAGUUCCAGUAAGGGUCAUGCAAAGUACCAGUGCCGUAGUUCCAGUAAGGGUCAUGCAAAGUACCAGUGCCGUAGUUCCAGUAAGGGUCAUGCAAAGUACCAGUGCCGUAGUUCCAGUAAGAGUCAUGCAAAGUACCAGUGCCGUAGUUCCAGUAAGGGUCAUGCAAAGUACCAGUGCCGUAGUUCCAGUAAGAGUCAUGCAAAGUACCAGUGCCGUAGUUCCAGUAAGAGUCAUGCAAAGUACCAGUGCCGUAGUUCCAGUAAGGGUCAUGCAAAGUACCAGUGCCGUAGUUCCAGUAAGGGUCAUGCAAAGUACCAGUGCCGUAGUUCCAGUAAGGGUCAUGCAAAGUACCAGUGCCGUAGUUCCAGUAAGAGUCAUGCAAAGUACCAGUGCCGUAGUGCCAGAAAGGGUCAUGCAAAGUACCAGUGCCGUAGUUCCAGUAAGGGUCAUGCAAAGUACCAGUGCCGUAGUUCCAGUAAGGGUCAUGCAAAGUACCAGUGCCGUAGGUCCAGUAAGAGUCAUGCAAAGUACCAGUGUCGUAGUUCCAGUAAGAGUCAUGGAAAGAACCAGUGCCGUAGUUCCAGUAAGGGUCAUGCAAAGUACCAGUGCCGUAGUUCCAGUAAGGUCAUGCAAAGUACCAGUGCCGUAGUUCCAGUAAGUCAUGCAAAGUACCAGUGCCGUAGUUCCAGUAAGGGUCAUGCAAAGUACCAGUGCCGUAGUUCCAGUAAGAGUCAUGCAAAGUACCAGUGCCGUAGUUCCAGUAAGAGUCAUGCAAAGUACCAGUGCCGUAGUUCCAGUAAGGGUCAUGCAAAGUACCAGUGCCGUAGUUCCAGUAAGGGUCAUGCAAAGUACCAGUGCCGUAGUUCCAGUAAGGGUCAUGCAAAGUACCAGUGCCGUAGUUCCAGUAAGAGUCAUGCAAAGUACCAGUGCCGUAGUUCCAGUAAGGGUCAUGCAAAGUACCAGUAG
Messenger RNA from Dreissena polymorpha, 2133 nucleotides. RefSeq names its product filaggrin-like. Bases 1 to 2133 code for a protein of 710 amino acids. Lineage: Eukaryota; Metazoa; Mollusca; Bivalvia; Myida; Dreissenidae. The record is from RefSeq and is a predicted model, not a curated record. The transcript has a single exon.